GUCACUUACGUCGUCCGCGGUGCCUCGAGGGGCCUUGAUAUAUAAUAUCUUCAACUCCAGGACACUCUCCUUAUGUCUGAAUUACUUCCCCGUACACCCUAAGAACCCUCUUUCUUCUAGAUUGUCCAUUCUCUUUCAGAUUGCCUUCAAAUCUUAAUUUGAGUCCACCGCAGAGUUACAGCCUGGACAUUCUACUAUGGACGUUCAACUCUACAUCUACGAUCUUUCCAAUGGCCUCGCGCGACAGUUCUCGGCUGUGAUGCUGGGAACAUAUAUUGACAUGGUCUACCACACUGGAAUCGUGAUGGAAGGAGUGGAAUACACAUACGAUGGCGGAAUCAAAGCACUAAAGCCGGGUAAAAGUCACCUCGGUGAGCCACUGCGAAUAGUUGAGCUGGGAACGACAGAACUCCCAAUGGAAGUCAUACAAGAGUACCUUGAGUCGCUGAAGGAGAUCUACACCCAAGACGUAAGAGCAACUAUAGAUUCAAUAGAAUUAAGCUUACAGCUACCUAGGCAUACAACAUUUGGACCCAUAACUGCAAUAACUUCGCCAACGACUUUGCGACCUUCCUUCUAGGCAAAGGCAUACCCGAGUAUAUCACGAAUCUCCCCGAAACCUUCCUCAACUCUGAUUUCGGCAGGGCAAUGGUUCCAAAAAUCAAUAGAAUGGUUGAGAAACGACAGAAUAAGAAUGGUGGACUUCUAGGUCUGGCUGAACCCAACAAUGCUCUGAUGACACACGAGCAGAUUUCUUCCAGCGUCAGAGCAGUGACAACGCCUGUAGCACUCGAAACAACACUGAUGGAAGCUAAACGAGCAAGUGCCGUAAUCUUCUUCACAUCGGCAACUUGUGCGCCGUGCAAAAAACUGUACCCUUUGUACGACCAGUUGGCCGCGGAGACAGCCCACAAGGUUAUCCUAAUUCAGGUGGAUAUAUCCCGGUCUUAUGACAUUGGUAUGAAGUAUAGCAUUAAAAGCACACCCACGUUCAUUUCCUUCUUGCACGGCGAACAACAAGAGAUUUGGUCUGGAGCAGAUGCGGCCAAGUUGGAAGGCAACGUCAGAAUGCUUGCUCGUAUGGCAUUUCCUCCCCAUAAGCACGAGUCCCUUGCUCUUCCAGCACUUCGUGGUGCAAUCACUACACCAGUUCUAUACAGCAAAAUUCCACCUCUCGGGAAACUGAAAGCGAAAAUGGGAGCCGCAGCAGACGACAGCUCCAUAACAGAAGUGAUGGGAUUUGUUGCAGCUCGGGCUGAAGGGAAGUCGGCAGAAACUCAUUUACCAGAUCUUGAUGCAUUCAGUCGGUUCUUGCGAUCUGCACCCGCAAAACUUCCUACAGAAAUUAUGUUUACGGUUGUUGACCUGCUUCGGGUCGCCCUUGUCGAUCCUAGGCUAAGUGGAUACUACGCGGAAGAAAAAGCACACCUGACUAUUGCCCCGAUCCUAUCUUAUGUUAAUCAUCUCAAGGAUUGCCCGUACUCUUUACGACUGGUGACUCUCCAGAUGGCUUGCAACUUGUUCUCCAGCCCACUGUACCCGAAUCAUAUUCUCAGUUGCCCCACAAUGACAAAACCAAUCAUGGAUUUGGUCACGACGAGCUUGCUCGAUGAUAAGCAUCAAACUGUUCGCAUUGCAGCCGCAAGCUUAUCAUUUAACAUAACCACAGCCAAUGGGAAAUUACGACUACAGGAGCACCGAGAUGGCCUCUCCGAAGACGAUCAAGUUGAACUCGCAGCGUCCUUGCUGGAAGCGAUUAUCGUCGAAGAACAAUCCCCCGAAGCGCUGAAGGGAUUUCUGCUAGCCCUUGGAUACUUGACUUACCUAACACCCGGCGAUGGGGAAUUAGUAGAAUUAUUAGAAAUCACGGAUGCUCAAGGUGCGGUUCGUUCGAAGAAGACACUUUUCUCUGAUGAGAAGCUGGUGCAGGAUGUUGGUGGAGUCCUUCUAGGUGCUGGGUUGAAAUGAAAUGGUUGGUCUCUCCUAGUGUAACGGUCGGCAUUCUAGUAUAUAUAGACAUGAAUUGAAUAAAGCUCCAUUCCAAAAUUGAACCUCUAGUAUUGUGCGAUAUCUAGCUGUAUUAGUACGAAGGAGGUAUUGGCUGGUGAUUUUCUGUCACGUGUAUCCCUCUUGCCCCUUUUCCAUCCUUCGCUUAACUAUACGAGUAACUUUUGUAAGAAAUUAUAUACUAACUAGUGAUAAAUCGCGCAGGGGAAAGACGCAUAGACUAUCCCAAGCGUAAAUCAUUAAACACUUAUUUAAUAAUAAUUAUCGGGUAUCUAUCUACUCCUUCCUUCCUUACAAGCUUUUCUUAAAGGCUAGGAGAAUAAACAAAAAGAAUCCUUUACGUGGUAAGUAGAGAUCUAGUUACACGAUCUACUAGGCACAACUCGAAUUUGGGAAAUACUGGGUGUAGUACCUAAAAGGGACCAUGAUCUUGUGCUUGAUUCUGUUGGAAAUCUUGUGGUCUGGGGAGAUACGUUUUUGGUGUAGUAUAAUCUAGUAUUUUGAUUUGGGUACUGCGUGGUGAUUUGAACUACAGUUAUCUCGUUUUGAGAGCAGGCUUUGGGAUGAGUUUGGUGUUAGUGUGGAAGUAUGGUUUUUUCUCUGCUUAACCGGUUGGUUGUAAAUUCUCAGGUCGUGGUACGGGGAAUUUAUAGUGUGAACAGAAGUCAGAUUUGCAUAUGUCUAGGCAAGCGUUAAUAAUUGAAUUUUCCUAGUGUAGGUAAUGUGAGACUUGGAUUUUUCGGAUGUGGGGUUAGAUGCUAAUAUAACUCCGGUAUGUUGUCGAGGUUGAGAUGGUUAUGUAGUGUGAUAAGGAAAGGAGCGGGAUUACAGUGAGGCAGUUAGUACAAAAGAGCAAGGAUAUAGAUUAAUCACUUAGAAACAGAUAGCUAGGGUUAUAUGGGAAGGAAAUGGCAUUUAACAAUAGAAAUGUUAUUAUUAGGUACGGGAUAGUAAAUGUUUAAAGGCAAAUAUGUAGGAAAUGUGGAGUUAUUAGGAAGGAGGGAUGAAGUGAGGAGGCGAUGGAAGUGAUAUUUUUGCUAUUGGAGGUUACAACCACAUGGUUCGCCUAUUUUGGAGGAAAGAUAGGCUGGACCAAUAAAAUCAGUGCUGGUAGUAGUAUUAGCACACUGCCUGGAUUCACCAUACCCAUAGUUAAUUGCGUAUAUCCUGAAAUAGUGAGUGUGGAUCUUUGACCACCAAAGAAGUAUGUUCAUCUGUACAAGCAACACAUGAAUAGCCAAAGUGACAGUUUAUUUGAAAGACGAGAUCUGCACCUCAGUUGGUUAAAUACUUUCUCUUAUUCUUUAGGGAAUGGUGAGUACGACGUACAGCAUGUGCAAAAAGGUAAGCAAUGGUGAUCACUCUACUUGUUACCCUGCACCACAGCAAAUUUGCAGUUGAACUGCGUAUGGCUUCAGCUGUGAUACUCUCCUGCAAGUAUCCAUUUCAAGCACAUUAUAAUUACUGUGAUUCUCAGGUCGUUAAUUGCUUUGACUGCAUGAUCUGGGUACCUAUACCUUAGAGGUGGAUGGCUCCUAACUUCCUCUAUUCACCCAAGCGAACACUUAAGCAAGAGGACUACAGAGAGAGGUAAAGAUUCACAGAAGAAUCCUUUGGUGUUUUGAGAUCUUUUUUUUGCUUAUUCUACGAAGCCUUCCUGUAGACAUUGAUGUGAUGUCAUUCCUGCGGAAAAAACGCCACCCUCACCUGGUUGUUUACGCGCAACAUAGCGCGUCCUUCAGAAAUCCAUCGUUACAGUAACAAUCAUCAACACCAAAGAAGUUUGGCAUUCAGCGUUUUAUUGCACAUCUUCGCCAACCCACCAGCAAUCGCCUAUCACAACCUCCCAGGCGCUUAUCGGAGAAAAUCCGGGGAACACAACAACCGCCUAUCAAUUGCAGCAAGAGCCCCUAAGACCCCUGCUCUGGUCCCUGCACUCACCCUGCCAACUGGCAAGGUAAGUAAACACAAAUACCUUGGCUUCAAUGUACCUCAAUCUGCAACAAAAAUACCACGAGACCAUCCACAAAAUACAGGAAACCCUCCUGGAUACAUCCCUGGCACCUGAGCUUAUGCCCAAAUCCAUCACGAUGAAUUCUCCCAGAACAGGCGCGUCUACGCCCUCGCUCCGAGCUCGGGCUGGGAGUGAGAUAUCCAACAAGAUGGAAACUCCUGCAGGAAACGUUCGCGUGGUGGUCAGAGUCCGAGGAUUUCUUCCGAGAGGUAUGAGUAGAAUCAAUCCUGCCAGAACGAAAUAUAUGCUCACAAUCGAACAACAGAAACCGAACGCGGCGCACAAUGCCUUAUCGAAAUGGACCCCGCUACGCAAGCUACGACUCUCCUUCCCCCGAAUGAUACAGAUACCGCGAAUUCGAGAUCGAAGAUGAGAAAGGUUAUUGAAGAAAAAUCUUUCACUUUUGACAAUUCAUUCUGGAGCCAUAAUAAGAAGGACGAACACUACGCACACCAGGAGGACGUCUACAAUUGCCUGGGGGAGGAAUUUUUGGAUCACAAUUUUGAAGGUUACCAUACGUGUAUUUUCGCGUACGGUCAGACUGGUUCAGGCAAGAGCUACACCAUGAUGGGCACUCCAGAUCAGCCGGGUCUCAUUCCGCGAACCUGCGAAGACUUGUUCGAACGAAUUGAAGCAGCCGCUAUUGAAACUCCCAGCAUAUCCUACAACGUCAGAGUUUCGUACUUUGAGGUGUACAACGAGCAUGUUCGGGACCUUCUGACACCGGUGAAACCAAACCAGCCACCGUAUUACCUUAAAAUUAGAGAAUCCCCCACCGAAGGACCGUACGUGAAGGAUCUCACGGAUGCGCCUGUCAGGAAUCUUACGGAGAUUCUGCGGUACAUGCAAAUGGGUGAUACAAGCAGAACAACAGCAAGUACCAAGAUGAACGACACCAGUAGUAGAAGUCACUCGGUUUUUACCAUUAUGCUUAAGCAAAUCCACCACGAUAUGGAUACCGAUGAGACCACUGAGCGUGUGGCCAGAAUUAGACUUGUUGAUUUAGCUGGGAGUGAGAGAGCCAAGGCCACUGAGGCGACAGGAACUCGACUUCGUGAAGGAAGCAACAUCAACAAGUCACUCACCACACUUGGCCGCGUCAUUGCCGCACUGGCGGAUCCCAAACAAAAUCGACCUGGAAAGCGAAGCAAUAAGGAUGUCGUUCCUUAUCGAGAUUCUAUUCUUACUUGGCUACUUAAGGACUCGUUGGGAGGCAACUCCAAGACAGCCAUGAUUGCUUGUAUUGCUCCUUCAGAUUAUGACGAGACGCUCUCCACCCUCCGCUAUGCCGAUCAAGCAAAGAGAAUUAGAACUCGUGCAGUUGUCAACCAAGAUUUGGUAUCAGCUGCUGAAAGAGAUGCUCAAAUUGCCCAAAUGGCAGAGGAGAUUCGAAUUCUUACCCUCAGUGUUUCCGAAGGCCGUCGUCGCGAGAAAGAAGACAAAGAACAAGAAGAAAAGAUCGAAGAGUACCAGAAUCGCGUCAUUGCCAUGCAGCGCUUGAUGGAGGAGCGAAGUCAGGUUGCUGAAGGAAAGAUUCGGGCCCUCAAUGUGGAGAAUGAGGCGCUUCGACUUCAUCUCAAACUCGCUAUUGAUAGUAUCAAGAACCCGAUUAAUGUGAGAAGCAGUGUACCUCCAGAAGAAACUAUCGAGAUCUUGGAAGGCUCAGUGGACAGAGAUCCCGAAGCAGCUCAAGAGGCCGAUUUCGAGGAUGACAAGACCGAGGUUCCUGAUUACGAUUCCGAUUGCACCAGUGAUGAAGCUGUCGAUCUUCUUACGGAAUCCGAGAAACGAGCCGAGCAGGUUCAGGAGUUCCAACAGGACUUGCUCUCUGAUCUCGCCCGAUUCAUGUCCAAGGUCAUGGAUGACAAAUCCCGCUUCAUGACUCCCAUGACCCCCGACCGUGGAUUUUACGUUCAAAAGUCCGAUGGAUCGUGGACUUGAAAAGGGGAAGGGGUUUUUUGGCUGGUCUGCGGUGUCUUGAAUUUCACUUGCAAUGAUUCUUGAAGAGGAGUGGACUUUGGUGUACUUGAAUCCUGUGAAAUCGAUGGGUUCUUGAACCCUGUUGGAGGAGUACAGUACAGCUCAGUACGAGUAUAGAUAGGGUGUGUGUUGGUUUAGCGUGUUUUUCACUCUUGUAUUUAUGGGGGGGUUUUGAAACGAGCUUCUUUUUGGUUGGUUUGGGAGGAAUGGAUUAGCGACGGUGUUAUGUGUAAAUGGUAUGGCAGGCAGGAUGCAUUGUACUGUCAGAUUUACCGAUCACGACUAAGAUGAAUAUGGGGAAUUGUGGUGUUCCGUGUAGCAUAGCCGAUGAGUUGAUUGUGGUGGAGUUGAAUGGAAUAAUACUUCUUUUGCC
Messenger RNA from Hymenoscyphus albidus, 6374 nucleotides. The record is from the annotation of a GenBank genome assembly. Lineage: Eukaryota; Fungi; Ascomycota; Leotiomycetes; Helotiales; Helotiaceae.